AUGGCCGAACCAUGCGCCGCGUAUGGAGGGGAGUUGGAGCUUUCGGACCUCGUCCGGCAGGGCAUGGAGUACCACCAUGGAUACUGCAACAAAAUCAAGGAGAUCGAAGCCGUGGGCGACGUGGUCGCCAAGAAAGAGAUGCUGGACUCGGUCACCAACAAUCUUCUCGAAAACCUCACUAACCAAGACAUGGCCCUCUCACCCUUCCUCUGCGGUAUCACCGAGCUCCUCAUCGGUCAGAUCGGAGACGCCAAAGACCAUUCGACCCUCGAGCACGUGGAGGCGGCGCUCGAGAACUUUAAUCAGGCCAUCGCGGCAUCAACGCUCAGCGGAGACAUCCAGGUGAUUGGAUUUCUUCAAACACAAGCCGGCAACGAGAUUCUGCGCCUGCAACACCAGGCCAAGCAACGGAAGCAACGAGUCCUAUCGAGCGUCGGGUCGGCUUCGGGAGUGCGCUCGACUCUCGAGAAGACGCCUAACACUGGGCAACCCAAGGAUAGCCAUGCAGAGGAGAAGCCGAAGCCGGUGAAGGAGAGGCUGUGGAAGCGGAUUAGACACAAGGUCAAGAGGGUGUUGGGUGAUGAGGAUGAGAAGAAGAGUGCGGCCAGGCAAUGA
Molecule: messenger RNA, 615 nt
Organism: Drepanopeziza brunnea f. sp. 'multigermtubi' MB_m1
Lineage: Eukaryota; Fungi; Ascomycota; Leotiomycetes; Helotiales; Drepanopezizaceae
Source: RefSeq, a predicted model, not a curated record